UUAAAACUCCCAUUCUCAUCACUCUUUCUGGAUAAAACCAAAGAAUUUGAUUUUGAGAGAGAAACAGCGUGAGUGAGAGAUGUCAUCAGCCUCAUUAGAGGGAUUAGGAGAAUUAGCAAUACAUGAAAUAGUAUCAAAGUUAGGUCCUAAAGAUGCAGCCAUUCUAGCUUGUGUCAACAAGAGAUUUAGGGUUUCAGCUUCUGAAGAAAUCAUUUGGUCUAAAUUAUGUUCUCAAGAUCUUGAUCUCACUUCUCCUACAGAUCCAUUUGGAAAUCCAGUUCCUUCUUUCAAGGAAACAUACCAGAUAUGGAGGAAGGAGUUCAGUAUGUACCCGUGGUCUCUUGUGAAGAGAGUGAAAAGAUGCUGGGGAUCACUUAAAAAUUGGAUGGCCAUAAAUUUCCCAGAAGCUGGAAAUACAUUUCGUAAAGGCGCUACUGAGGAUGAUAUUAAAGCUGUUGAAGAGAGUCUGAAGGUGAAAUUGCCACUAUCUACAAAGGUUCUGUACCGCCUUUGCGAUGGUCAAGAUGUUAAAGAUGAUAUGUUUUCAGGGCUUGGCCUUAUAGGAGGUUACUCCUUUUAUGACCAUAAUGUAAAUGUCUACUUGUUACCUUUGUCUCAUGUCAUAACAGCAACCAAGGAGUUUGUAAGUAACCUUGGAUUUUCAAACAGGUCUAAGUAUGUUGUUGUGGCAGCUUCGUCUACUUAUAUUGAGAAGCUGUUUUUCCUGAAUUGUAUUAAUGGGCAACUUCAUGUUGGUACAAGGAACUUAUAUGCAGAUGGAGAAACAGUUCCUUGUGUGCCUAGGGAGUUGAUAAGAUCCGUGCAUGGUGGGGAUGGUGGUGAGCCACAAGAUGCUAUGUUAUUGUGGUUAGAAGAACAUAACCGUCGAUUACAUAGUGGAAUUAUUCAAGUUCAUGAGGUGGAGAAAGUUAAAAGUAUCAAUCUAUUCCCUGAAUCACCCCCACUGUGUUCUACUGCAGUUACUCAUGGUGUUAAGAUUCGUGCUUCUGCUGUCUUUGUCCCGGAGCUAAGUGAUCUUCAAGAGGAUAAUAAAAAAUAUUGGUUUUCUUACUCAAUCCGGAUGAGCCUUUCACAAGAAGGUGGCCGGUUAGAUGGCAUGCCUUUCAACUCCUGUCAACUUUAUUGGCGGCACUGGAUUAUUCGAGCUGAUGAUGCUGUUGUCUCUGAUGUAAAUGGAGAAGCUGUAAUAGGACAGUACCCACUCUUGUCUCCAGAUGGUCAGGAGUUUGUUUAUCAAAGUUGCACACCUCUACCAUCUUCUACUGGCUCUGUUGAAGGUUCUUUCACUUUUGUUCCUGGAAGGUUGACAAACCCAUUAAGCAGUCCCUUUAGGGUCGAGGCUGGGAAUUUUCCACUCCACCUGCCAAAAUAUGUGUUCUAAUUGUUCUCAUCAUGAAUCCAUCUAGCGCCUUUGUGAAGCCAACAGGGCAAAAUGCGAAGUCUACUACUCAAAACUUGUAUUUUAUGAUAUAACUUUGUUGUUAUUGUAUUUUCUUAAAAAAUACUAUGAUUUUGUUUCUCUGUGAACAAAACAAAAAAUAGCGCUGCUGAUUCUUUCUAAACUUAAAACUAAGUGAUGUUGGCCGCAUUACUGAUGUGUCUUUUUAUGUUGAUUUCAGUUGUGUCGUGAACAUUUUUUUAAUUUUUUUUUAAUGAAGCAUAGACAGCAUGAAUUUGUUUUUCA
Messenger RNA from Papaver somniferum (opium poppy), 1705 nucleotides. Its product is annotated as F-box protein SKIP16-like. The transcript has 5 exons. Lineage: Eukaryota; Viridiplantae; Streptophyta; Magnoliopsida; Ranunculales; Papaveraceae. Gene Ontology annotation, molecular function: protein binding. The coding region runs from base 80 to 1402 and encodes 440 amino acids. The record is from RefSeq and is a predicted model, not a curated record.